Corylus avellana is the source of this 1150-nucleotide messenger RNA. RefSeq names its product Heavy metal transport/detoxification superfamily protein. Lineage: Eukaryota; Viridiplantae; Streptophyta; Magnoliopsida; Fagales; Betulaceae. Gene Ontology annotation, molecular function: metal ion binding. Gene Ontology annotation, biological process: regulation of defense response to fungus. The record is from RefSeq and is a predicted model, not a curated record.
CCCGCGACACCGACGAUGCUUACGUCUUCUCAAGUUGCUGUUAGGCGGGCUUUAUGGCCCGGCCCUCUUGAUCUAUCACACGUUCACACUUCUACUUGGCUUCUCUAUAGACCACUCUCUUCAAUCUGGUCUGAGUCUGAGAUAUUCGAUCUGAUCAUCGAUCUCACAGCCAUGGGAGAAACGGUGACAACGAUAAUGGUGCUGAAGGUUGAUCUUCAGUGCCAUCGCUGCUACAAGAAGGUGAAGAAAAUUCUAUGUAAAUUCCCUCAAAUACGAGACCAGGUAUACGACGAGAAGCAAAAUACGGUGUUAAUCAAAGUGGUGUGUUGCUCCCCGGAAAAGAUUAAGGAAAAGAUACGCUGCAAGGGUGGUGACUCCAUUAAGAGCAUUGAGAUCGUACCGCCGCCACCGCCCCCGAAGCCCAAGCCUGUAGAGAAGCCUCCUCCACCGGAGAAGCCCAAGCCUGUAGAGAAGCCUCCUGAACCGGCUCCAAAGCCUCCUCCUCCAGCCGAAAAGCCCAAGCCUGUAGAGAAGCCUCCUGAGCCGGCUCCAAAGCCACCACCUCCAGCUGAGAAGCCGAAGCCUGUAGAGAAGCCUCCUGCACCGGCUCCAAAGCCUCCUCCUCCAGCGGAGCCACCCUGCAUCCCCGUGGCUUACCCACCACCAUUUUUACCGAUUGAUGUUUGUUGUAGGCAAUGUUACCAUGGUGUUGGUGGGGGCCCGUGCUUUCAUGGUCAUGGUGGGCCACCCCCAUCUUAUGAGGGCUAUGGGAGGCCAGUGUAUGAUAGUUACGGUGGCGGUGGGUAUAGAAGCUGCUAUGAGAGCCGCUGUGAUUACUUUUCUGAAGAUAAUCCAUCCGGAUGCACAGUGAUGUAAAUGGCAUGUGCAUACAGUGCAUGCGUAUGCGUACGUGAUCAUCGAUCAUCAUCAUCACCAUGUUCUAGUCUUCCUCUGUUAUACGUUGUUGAUGUUGAUCAGUCAAACUCGACUGCACAUUUGUUUGUCUCUUUACUUCUUCAUAUUUAGGAUCAAGAAAAAAAAGGAUUAAUAAGUUUGGUGGUCUGAUUAAUGUCGGUAGACAAUUGGUUGUUCACUUGAGUGCUACAUGAGUUGUAACGAUUUUUAAAUAAAAGAAGGUCCAUAUUAAUCA